Messenger RNA from Lotus japonicus, 1760 nucleotides. RefSeq names its product transcription factor MYB96-like. Bases 73 to 1611 code for a protein of 512 amino acids. The record is from RefSeq and is a predicted model, not a curated record. NCBI's taxonomy places the organism in Eukaryota, Viridiplantae, Streptophyta, Magnoliopsida, Fabales, Fabaceae. The transcript is spliced from 8 exons.
AAAAGAGAAGAAGAAGACCUUAGACAUAGCAACAAGAAGCCUAGAGAGAAUAGAGAUCCGUGAUCGAUCGGUAUGGGACACCAUUCUUGCUGCAAUCAACAGAAGGUUAAGAGAGGGCUUUGGUCCCCUGAGGAAGAUGAGAAACUCAUCAGAUACAUCACCACUCAUGGCUAUGGUUGUUGGAGUGAAGUUCCUGAGAAAGCUGGGCUUCAAAGGUGUGGGAAGAGUUGUCGCUUGAGAUGGAUUAAUUAUUUGAGACCUGACAUUAGAAGAGGCAGGUUUACACCAGAGGAGGAGAAGUUAAUUAUUAGCCUCCAUGGCGUCGUAGGCAACAGAUGGGCUCACAUUGCAAGCCACUUGCCUGGAAGAACUGACAAUGAAAUAAAGAACUACUGGAAUUCUUGGAUCAAAAAGAAAAUUAGAAAGCAUUCAUCAUCAGUGUCUUCAACCACCAACAUUGUACAAAAUAAUGUGGAUCACUCCCAGUUCAAUUAUAAUUCCAAUAACCUAGAUCAUCACCUAGCCAACCAAGAAAACUUAACAUCAAAUAAGCCACCAUUAAUUCAACAAGAAACAACCUUGUUUUCCUCCACAUGCCCCUUGUUCAUGUUUGAGCCUACUUCACUAGAUCAUGUGACAGUAACAACAACAGACAGCAAUAUUAAUAAUGUGAGAGUCUCAGAACACUUGAUUCAAGAUGCUGAAACAUCAUGGAACUUGAGCAACCAUCAUCAAUUGCAAGUUCAUGCACUUCCACCUCCAUCAACAACUUUCACUAUGGCUGUGGGCUUGGACAACACUAAUUAUCUUCCACCUUUGAUAGAGAACAUGGAAGAGGAAGGAGAUAUAACUCUAGAGUGUUUUCAGAGACAAGGAUUGCAUUUGAAUGAGUGGGUGGAAACCCAGCAACAACAAUGUCCUAACUUUCUUUUCUGGGACAAUGUUGAAGGACAUUUUGGUGGGGGAGAACUAGCACCAAAUUCAUCAAAUAUGGGAACAAUUACAAACACAACACUUUCUCCUUUUCCUUCUUCUUUCUCGUCACCUCCAUCGCCGGCGCCGCACCUCGCAACCAUGAUCAUUUCGGAGAAGAACCGUAAAGAGAUCUGCAAGUACCUCUUUCAAGAGGGAGUUUGCUUUGCGAAGAAGGACUACAACUUGGCGAAGCACCCAGACAUUGAUGUGCCGAAUCUGCAGGUGAUUAAGCUCAUGCAGAGCUUCAAGUCUAAGGAGUAUGUCAGGGAAACCUUUGCUUGGAUGCACUAUUACUGGUUCCUCACCAAUGAUGGCAUUGAGUUUCUCAGAACCUAUUUGAAUCUCCCAUCUGAAAUUGUGCCUGCUACCUUGAAGAAACAGGCUAAGCCACCUGGUAGACCAUUCGGUGGUCCACAGGGUGAUCGCCCUAGGGGUCCACCACGCUUUGAAGGAGAACGUAGGUUCGGUGGUGACCGUGAUGGGUACCGUGGAGGUCCCCGAGGUGGUGACCUUGGAGGUGACAAGGGAGGAGCUCCUGCUGACUACAGACCUUCUUUUGGGGGUCCUGGUGGAAGGCCUGGCUUUGGCCGUGGAUCAGGUGGCUUUGGAGCACCAACCAGCUCAAAUGAUGCUUAAGCAUAAUGGUUUCUGCUUUGUUUUGGCCUAGUUUUGUUAACUAGAUUGGCUUGUCGUUGUAGUCAAUGAUAGACUCCCCCGCCAGAAAAUUGUUUUAUCGAACAUGGCACUUUAUAUUUUUAUUAUUAAUGAAGAUUUUGAAUUUUGAA